This is a messenger RNA of Chilo suppressalis (striped riceborer), 2946 nucleotides long. The record is from the annotation of a GenBank genome assembly. NCBI's taxonomy places the organism in Eukaryota, Metazoa, Arthropoda, Insecta, Lepidoptera, Crambidae.
GGAAAUGUCAUUUGUUGACAUAUAAAACAUAUUUUUUUACACUUUCCAAUAAUGUAGUAUUGUUUUUGUAGUAUUUUGAAGAAAUACAAUUGUAUAUAGAAAAUUUUUCGCAUCAAAUAAUGUCUAACAAAGAUUAUUAUGAGCGUUGGCUUAAACUUAAAGAAGAAUUAAAACAGGUCAUUUUCGAAGAUGGCCGUGUAAAUGAUCUAGCAUUGCAUGAACUCGGAAUCAAACCACAAGCCACUGCCGUUGAAAUAGUGGCCAGAGUGUAUUCUAAAUAUUGUCAAAUAUACAACAAUCUUUGUGACUGUUACGAUCAAAUGGAACAAGUACAAAGGCGCCCAUAUAUAAAGUCAAUUAUAGAUGCUGUUACAUGCCGUAUUCUAGAGCUGAAGACAACCCUAGAAGAAAUUGAGGUCUUUGAAUUCACCUAUCCAGAGAAUGCUCUCCAACAAUUAUUAAUGAUACCCCAAGAUGCACAAAUACUGUGUCCAUUUUUUUACCCUUUCGAAAUAAGACAAGAAGAAAUGCAAUACAUUAUCGAUCAGAUCAUGGCUGGAAAUCGUAUUGGUGAUCCAGAACCUACACCUUCAGAACUCGAACGUCAAGAAGAAGAAAGACAUGAAGAAGAAAAAAGAAAACAAGAGGAAAAGGAAGCGGAGAUAAAAAGGAAAUUAGCAUUGGGUGAGGAUAUAGAACAAUCCCUGCAAGUUGACAUUUUAUCACCUGCUGAAUUAGAAGCUUUAAGACUGAAGAUGGAAUACGAAGAACAUGUUAAUAAUAUACAACGCAUGGAGAGAUCCCGGAAAACAUGGAGAGAAAAAAUACAUAAAAUGAACAACGAUGCAAACUUAUACAUUGAAUUAGCGGGCUUGAAAAAGCCACCAGCACGAGAGAAAAUCAAAAUCAAGGCCGCUGAGUUAAUUCAGUUAGUGUAUAGAAAGUUUAUGGUAUACAAGAGAGAACACGUCCGAGAAAAUAACUUGAGAGUGAAACUAGGAAUGGUUAUGCCCUCCUUAAAACAAACACCAGUAAAAAUCAAACUAGAAGAAGUCAAAGAGCAACGUCGAGAAUUCCGGCGCAAGUACCACCAAAAAUGGUUAGAAGAAAAUAUGAAAGAAAAUACUCGUGUUUUGAGAUUGCGAGAAGGUGACAUUAUGGAAGAUAUAACAGCUGAAAUAAAACAGUGGUUUGAAGAGUGGUACAAUGCAGUAAGAGUUUUUGACGAAUUCCCUUGGCCAGAAGAAGGAGGUUCUGUUUUAAUAGUGAGUGGGCACACAUUUACUAUAGAAGAAUACAUUGAUUGGCGUACUGCUGAAGAAAAAAGGCUGAAAGCUGAGGCUAAUGCACCAAAAAGCAAAGAUCAGAUAAAAGCAGAAAAAGCAGCUGCAAAAGAAGAGAAAAAACGUUUAGCAUUUGAAGCUAAAGAAAAACAUAAGAAACAAUUAGAAGAUUAUAGAAAGUCACGUCUUAAUCCUGAUAAUGAUCCUGGUAUUUACAUAACUAUCGGGAAAAUGCUUGAACCAGUGCAGGAUGCAUGGGACGUAUAUCAAAGUCAGUGGAAGCAAUAUGAUUACGAUAAUGCACCGUUGAAUGCAUUAAAGGGUUUUAUAAAGGAAAUAAUAACAGAAAAUGCUUACCAAGAUGUUCAAUUUGAACUGAGAAAAAUUGUGGACGAGACUAUGAGGUUAGAAUUGAAUUUGUUAAGAAACGCAUUAAAAUUGGAUCUCGCUCAGGCUGGUGUUGCUAAACCUCCAUUAAUAAAAAAAAGAAAGAAACCAAAAAAGGUCAAACCUCCUAAGCCAGACAAAGUAAGUCCAGCUCAAAUGUUUCAAACUUUAGUUGAUGAAGGCAUAGUUCGAAAAUAUCCUCACACGACUCUCGAUGAAUAUUGGGGUGACCUAAAUUAUGCGGCUGCUGAUAUGCGAGCUGUAAUGUGGACACCAUCUUUUCCGCCUCCAUGUAUUGGUGAUGUCAGGGAGCAGGUGAGGACUCGCUGCUUACUUACACUCGGUUGCGACUGUCCCGAUGCUACUAGGACUCAAUUAAUUGUUGGACCUAAGUCAUCUGGUAAGAGGACAUUAAUUUAUGCUAUAGCGACCGAAACGAAUUCGAUUCUUAUAGACCUGUCGCCAUUCCACGUCUACAACAAAUUUCCUGGUCCAAAAAACAUGAAAUUAAUGUUCAACUACGUCACUAAAAUAAGUAAACUCAUGCAACCAACAGUGAUAAUGAUCGACAAUGCCGAUAAACUGUUUUACAAGAAAGUACCGAAAGAAGAGAAAAUGUUUGAUCCGACAAGAUUAUCGAAAGACAUAUACAAGGAAAUCAUCAAACCGAUUGAAUUCCACGAUAAGAUAUUAGUCUUAGGAACAGCCUCGGAGCCCUGGUUAGCUAAAAGCGCUACCAUGUACAAGGUGUUUCCGUCCCUUAUACUCAUACCUAGGACAGAUUACGGGAGCUUGACAUAUGUUCUGUCAAAGAUAUUGAUGAAAUAUCAUGGAGUGCAACGUGACUUUAAUGUACACAGUGCUGCUCAAGUUUUGAGAGGGUAUAACAUCAGCGCAGUGAGGAAAGCAACGGAAAAGUUGUUGGAUGGCAAAAGAGUGGCUGCUCUGUACCAUAAGCCGUUGAAUCCGGUGGAGAUAAUUGAAGCUGUCGUGGAAUGCAACUCAACUGUCUACACUGGGACGGAGGAUUACGAGCUGUUCAACGAAUGGUACUACUCAUAUUCUCCGUGGGGUAAGAAGUAUUUAGACUACAUGAUUAUGCUUGAAUCACAAUUGGCUUACAAACUGAAAGCAGACAAAAAGAAAAAGAAUCCUUGAUAAUAACAAUUGUUUACGGAUACUUGGCGAUGAUUUUUUUCUUAUAAUGUAUCAUGUCAUUAUGUUCAAAGAUGUAGAGCAAGUUACGAGAUAUCAUUAAAAUUUAUGGUAUAUUUUC